UGAAGGGAGGGUUGGGUACUCGGACCACAGGGGUGGUGGUGGUUCUAAGGGUGGUGGGAUGGAUGAGUUGUCGACCGGAGGGGAUGAGUCGGCGGCUAGAGCGAUGUCAGGGGAAGGGGAAGUGCUGACAGAGAGACCUCGGGAGGAAGGGAAAAAGAGGUCUGGUGGAGACGUUGAAGUUGGAGACUCACGUCAGACAAGGGAAGUGCUAUCUAAGAAUGUACAGCAGACAUCCGAGGAUGCACAACGGACAGAGGCUGAGGUCUCUGGGGGCAAGUGUGGAUGGCCUGAGGGCAAGAGGCGUUAUGAGGGUAUUGCGCACGCUGGGGGGGGAAGUGUGUCGCAAAAAGGGGAAGGGUUGACAGAGAGACCUUGGGAGGAAGGGAAAAAGAGGUCUGGUGGAGACGUUGAAGUUGGAGACUCACGUCAGACAAGGGAAGUGCUAUCUAAGAAUGUACAGCAGACGUCCGAGGAUGCGCACCGGACAGAGGCUGAGGUCUCUGGGGGAAAAGGUGAUGGGGGAGGCAAAGUGCCCAUGAAGGAGGAAGAAAAGCGCAAGAGGGGGCCUGGUGCCCAGGUGGAGGAAGAUGGUAGAGGGAGCAGUGCCUCGGACGAGGGUGGUGGAGGGGAUGGAGAGUCCCUUGGUGGGCAGCCACCGGGUGGGGGGAAGGUGGAGAUGAAGGGUGAAAGAGGUGCACAGUAAUGCGAGAUUAAAAACAAAUCUCGAGAGGUGAAGGUGAAGGGUGAAAGGGGUGAGAAGUACUGCGAGAUUAGAAACAAAUCUCGAGGAGUGAUGGUGCAGGGUGAAAGGGGUGAAAAAUAUUACGAGAUUGAAGAGAAUCUCGAGGAGUGAUGGUGCAGGGUGAAGGAGGUCCCAGGUAUUGUGAUGACGAAAGGAAAUAUCGCGGACAGAAGGGAAGAAAGCAGAGCCCAGGACCGGGAUCAAAACAGAAUCUCGGGGAGGCUGAAAUAAAGCGAAAGCAAUCAUCACGCGAGAGCAUCGAAGACGACUCGGAGGGUGGGAUUGUUGAGGAGGAGGGGGGCCGAUCGGUGGUGCACAACACCGAGGGUGAUGGCCUGGCGACGGGGAUAGUCUCGUCCAACCACGGGAUUUUCCAGAAGUAGGGGUGCCGAACACGCCCCCUUCGUCAGAUCAAACGAAGUCUAGCAUUGGCAGAAUGGGAAAUGUUACUGACAAUGCAACACCAGCGGGGAAUGCGUUAAACACUCAAAGGAAGGAAACACGCAAGGCAAAUUCUCCGAGAACAGUGAGGUGUCCGCUGUAUCCUCAAGCGGAACACACAGUUGGUCGAAAUGGAGCCAAAAAGGGGUCGAUUAAUAGGGACACUAGAAAGGAAAAAAGCGUUACCGUUGAUCGUG
Molecule: messenger RNA, 1380 nt
Organism: Ectocarpus sp. CCAP 1310/34
Lineage: Eukaryota; Phaeophyceae; Ectocarpales; Ectocarpaceae
Source: the annotation of a GenBank genome assembly